AUGGCGGGAUCUUUGGCAUCUCUCCCUUCCACCGGUCCCUCUCUCGUACCUCUCACUAAGAGUCAACGAAGUCGCUCGGGUGGAGGUAACUGGAUCGCCACAUCAUUUCCAGCCGCUUCUCUGCAGAUCAUCAAUGAGUUCUCAAGCUCCGAAACUAUCCUCGCCGUUUCUUUAAGCGGGAAGAUCCUUGAAGUGCACUACAUGUCCAAUCUGCACUUCUCCUGGCCUCAAAUCCAAUGCAUCCCUGAAAUUCCUGCUAGGGGCAGCAGAGCUGUGUUUGUAAGCUACAAAGACUGCGCUGACGAGAUUCAGAAGUUUGCUUUGCGAUUUUCUACAAAUCAUGAGGCAGAAUCAUUCAUGAAUACUCUGCGGGAGAAGUUCAAGGGUGAAGUUGAAAUUGAACCUUUAAACACAGAUUUUGGAUCUGAUUUUUCACCACAAUCAGAGUUCAUAUCUAGUAAUGGACUUCCUUCUAGAGACAAUCAAGAGUUUAGUGAUUUGAAUCCGGAUGGUUCUUACACACCACAAAUGUGUCCCAGUUUGAGCUAUGAAAUUAGACAGCAGUCAUUUGAUCAAGAUGUGAUGCUUAAUAACAAUUCUGAUGGAAUUUUUCCACCCUUUCCCCCUAGUUUCACGUCAUUACUGACCAAUUUCUGCCCUACCGCUGAAAAGGCUGCCAAUAAACCCAGAGUGUCUGAGGAAAUCGAUCUCAAAUCCCAAAUUGUGAAAUUCAUGGAAGAUUCUUCCUUCCAAGAUAUGUUGACUAAAGUAGAGAAAAUUAUCAGUGACGUUGGAGCUGACAUGCUGCUGUAAGUUGCUUUAUCUGCUUGGGCUUUCGAACAUGAUCGAGGUGCUCAUACAUUGAAUGCUAGGUUUCUUUUAUUAUUUUUAUAAUUAAGUGAUGAUACUACUAUUUCUCAAUUACGUUGUA
Hibiscus syriacus is the source of this 931-nucleotide messenger RNA. RefSeq names its product protein POOR HOMOLOGOUS SYNAPSIS 1-like. The transcript is spliced from 9 exons. Bases 1 to 813 code for a protein of 270 amino acids. Lineage: Eukaryota; Viridiplantae; Streptophyta; Magnoliopsida; Malvales; Malvaceae. The record is from RefSeq and is a predicted model, not a curated record.